AUGGCAAACCUCCAGUCAGUAGUCAAUCUUGCCGGCUCUCAUGGGCAGAUGACGCCUAGAUCCAUUGCUCUCCCUCUAUCUGUCUCUCUGUGUAGCGCAUGCAUUACUAUCGUCCUUUCAUCAUCAUCUGAAAGCAGCAGUGAACAAUCUGAUUUGGCAGCAGAAGAUUGUGAAUAUGACGAAGAAAACCAGUGUUCAUUGCAUGUGGCUGAAUGUUCACAGGAAAACUUAUUGCCCGGUGAUUAUCCUUGUAAAUUGAUGAAUGAUAAUAGUGCAUAUGCAUGGGCAGGAAUAGAUGUUCCUGUGGUAGGCAUGGUGUUUGACGAUGAGUCCGAUGCUUACAUAUUUUACAAUGAUUAUGGACUUAGACACAAAUUCAAUGUUAGAAGGACUUCCAAUGGAAAAUACUGCAUCAACACAUUCAUAGAUGACUACAAUCAUCUGUUGGCACCUUCUCAUAUGAGUCACAUGUUGAAGUCUUAUCGCAAGGUUAUCUGUCGAGCAGGUCCGUGGGCAGCCAACACUAUCGACGCCGCCAACCGCGCAUUCACCAUCACCUUCAAAGCGCCUGCUGGAGAUUUUGGUGAAGGCCGGGCCGAUGCAGCGAUAUUGAUGAUCAUCCACGGUCUGAAACACCUUCCGGUACUUGAACAAACAUCAACAGUCAGUGCCUUGAGUUUCUUCGAGCGAUCUACGCAAAUUGGGCUGAAUCCGCGACAUCGAUGGUUUCUAGGCGUUGAUCUCAAGUCUCAAUCGGCCACCAUGUCUGCAAAUCUUAAUUCAUGCAGUCACACCAAUGGCUUCUUUUCAAGUGUCGAGGCUUGUGCGGCAGCCGAACAAAGCGGCGGGCCCCCGGGUGAAAUGUCUUCUUCUGAUUUUGAUAGAUGCGCGCAGCCUGGAAACUCUUCUAGUAUUGAAUCAGUUCCUGAUAUCGAAAAAAAGUAUGUUCAUUGUGUUUAUGAUGCAAUUGCUCCUCAUUUUAGCUCAACAAGAUAUGCAAAGUGGCCGAAGGUUGCUGAAUUUUUGAAUUCGCUGCAGCCGGGAUCUGUAGUCUUGGAUACAGGAUGUGGAAAUGGGAAGUAUUUAUCUUUCAAUCCGCAAUGCUUCUUUUUGGGAUGCGAUAUAAGUGCCUCGUUGAUUAAGAUAUGUGCUGAUAAAGGACAUGAAGUCAUGGUUGCAGAUACUGUUAAUCUUCCUUACAGAGAUGGCUUCGGUGAUGCAGCGAUUUCUAUAGCUGUAUUACAUCACUUAAGCACAGAAAAUCGGAGGAGAAAGGCAAUAUCUGAAUUGGCUAGGGCAGUCCGAAAGGGUGGCUUAAUUCUUAUAACUGUUUGGGCAGUGGAACAGGAGGAUACUUCAUUGCUUAAAAAGUGGACUCCUCUUACUUGCAAGUACGAUGAGGAGUGGGUAGAACCAAACUGUGAUGAUACUCGCAGUUCGUUAGCAAUCACAUUGGAAAGCAUUCCAGAAACAGAUGAAAACUAUAAUAAUGUUCAUGACUGUAAGAAGGCUAUGCAUUUAGGGGAUAAAAGCUCAUCAGUUGCCUCUGAAGAAAGAAAGCAUGUGCCAAGGGCCAUGCCAUCUAAAACUCUUAGCCACCAAGAGUAUUUUGUGCCAUGGCAUUUGCCUUAUCAUCGAGCUGAGAUAGCUGGGGCAUCUGCUUCUGCUCUUGCAUGUGGUUUGGCAACUAAAGAUGAUAAGAAGGGAGCUGUAGUAUACAAUCGGUAUUAUCACGUAUUUGCUGAAGGUGAAAUUGAAAGAUUGGCAUCUGGGAUUAAGAAUGUGAAAGUUCGUGAACGAUUCUAUGACAAAUCAAAUUGGUGCAUGGUGCUUGAGAAGAUCUGAAUCUGCUGCGCGUUGUGAUUCCCUGCUUCGUUAAAAGUUGAAUGUAUCUAUGGGCUGUGAUGCUGCUCUAAUGUAGAAAGUGGAUGAGCGGAUGAUGCGGAUGAGGUUCAAAUGCUAAUUAGCUAUCGUCAGUGCACUGGCAAACAUUUUGUUGUCAAGUGUACCUCGAAUUUCUUGUUGAUAUACCUCAACAUAAUGAAAGAACACGCAAAAUGACAUCCUUUUUACACUUCCAUGCUAGCAAGUGUACUGAACGAAGUCAUGAAGUUGUCUGUUUAGGUGAGCUUUAUCAACGAAUAGUUCUUUAACCACAAGCUUGUUUGAGGAGAGAUGCUGUCUGGUUGCUCUUAUUUGAGAUGCUGUCUGGUUGCUCUUAUUUGAGAUGCUGCCUGGUUUCUCUUAUUUUAGCUCUAAGCUUGUAUUUGUGUAUGUGCAUUGUGAGCAAAGGAUCAUUUUAUUUUUUUAAGCA
This is a messenger RNA of Nymphaea colorata (pocket water lily), 2314 nucleotides long. RefSeq names its product tRNA (carboxymethyluridine(34)-5-O)-methyltransferase. Gene Ontology annotation, biological process: tRNA wobble uridine modification. Bases 1 to 1845 code for a protein of 614 amino acids. The record is from RefSeq and is a predicted model, not a curated record. Gene Ontology annotation, molecular function: S-adenosylmethionine-dependent methyltransferase activity; tRNA binding. NCBI's taxonomy places the organism in Eukaryota, Viridiplantae, Streptophyta, Magnoliopsida, Nymphaeales, Nymphaeaceae. Gene Ontology annotation, cellular component: nucleus; cytoplasm. The transcript has 6 exons.